This is a messenger RNA of Trichoderma virens Gv29-8, 893 nucleotides long. RefSeq lists its product as uncharacterized. Gene Ontology annotation, cellular component: TIM22 mitochondrial import inner membrane insertion complex. Gene Ontology annotation, molecular function: transmembrane protein transporter activity. NCBI's taxonomy places the organism in Eukaryota, Fungi, Ascomycota, Sordariomycetes, Hypocreales, Hypocreaceae. The record is from RefSeq and is a predicted model, not a curated record. The coding region runs from base 1 to 528 and encodes 175 amino acids. The transcript is spliced from 3 exons. Gene Ontology annotation, biological process: protein insertion into mitochondrial inner membrane.
AUGAGCAUUCCAUCUCCUUUCGGUGGGGGCAACGCUCCUCUUCCGCAGCUGGGCCAGGAUGAUCCCAACGUCAGAGCUAUUCAAGGCGCAAUGGAAUCAUGUUAUGGCAAGUCCAUCAUGUCAGGUGUCAUGGGCUUCGGCAUGGGCGGACUCUUUGGACUCUUCAUGGCCUCUAUGUCCUACGAUACCCCCUUCGGCAGCCCCCUCCAAGGCGCCAACGGUCAGCCCGCCAUCACUUCGCUCCCCCUCCGCCAGCAGCUCAAGAUCGGCUUCAAGGACAUGGGCACGCGGUCCUGGAGCAUGGCCAAGAACUUUGGCAAGGUCGGCGCCCUGUUUUCCGGAAUCGAGUGCGGCAUCGAGGGCAUGCGUGCGAAAAACGACCUGGUCAACGGCGUCGCGGCUGGAUGCCUGACGGGAGGCAUCCUGGCCAAGAAUGCGGGCCCGCAGGCCGUUGCAGGAGGCUGCGUUGCCUUUGCGGCUUUUAGUGCGGCUAUUGAUGCGUACAUGAGACAGCCGAGUGACGAGUAGAGCAUUUGCUGGCUAUAGCUGUUGAAAAAGAGAAAGGGAGGUGUAUGAUGAUAUGAAGGAAAGGGUUCGAGGAUACUUGCGUUUAAUUUGUGGUAAUCAUGGGUCGAGGAGUUCCGGUAGAGUGUACAUAUAGAGCAUCUGGGUUGGCGUUGGUGGAACUGACAUGGCAUCUCUCCACUUUUGGUGUGGCCUUUUGAUCGAUGGAGAGGGAGGGAAAAGAGAGAGAGAGAGAGAGAUGACUGCAUGUUGUUGAUUUUAUGAAGAGAUUUGGAUGUGUAUCACAAAUACCUAGGCUUCCAUAGAGGCGGAUUAUGUAUAUUAUGACUAACUAGUCUACCAACUGUCUCGUAAUUUCCUCUUUCUUG